UGGUCUCUCUCGUCACCAAUUCACGAGCGCGGUUUAAACGAAUUUGUAUAUAUAUAUAUAUACAUACAUACACAUGUACGUAUUGGAUGUACGUAGAUGUAUUGCGUUUGUUGAGUUUAAGAGUGUGUCAUUUUAUUAAUUUUUCUUUGCGUCUCGAUUGGUUGAUCAAUUAAGGUAUAUUUUUGAUUCGAUUGUGUUUUAAAGUGAUUGGUCUGUUUGUUUGUAGUGUGUCUUCGUGCUUGAGAAAAAAAGAAGACGAAUUGUGUAUGUCAAUCUGUGGAGGAUUAUACAUUCAAGAAAACAUUUAUUGCUGAUGAAGUGAAGACAUUAAAUGACAAUUAAAGAACACGUCUAAAGCAUAGAGAAGAAAAUAAAAAAUUAAAGAAUUCAUACCAACUUAUUUUUUUUCCGAUUGAAGACUUUAACUUUAGCACAGACAAGUGUUAAAGCCCUUCUAAGAAAAUAAAAGAUAUUAAGAACACAAUAAAAUCAUACCCGCCGACCAAUCACAGUGACCAAACCAAAAACUUCAGAAACAGAACGAGACAUAAAGGAGAAGAAAAAAAAAAACGUAAACAAAAAAACUCGAAGAAACUACAAGACCACCACCGACGUCUUCCACCUGAACGCCAAUCAAAUCUCAAAGAAAGAAAAACAAAAAACAAAAGCAAAAACAACGACAACAUGAACAGGCAAACUCUGACGCUGCUAGUGGCGAUCGCCCUCUGCGCCUUCGGGAAUGGGGGCGCCUUCGCCUUCUCCUUCGGCCGCCUCUUCCCCGCCUCCAGGAGUGGCAUCCGAGGGGCGCUCAUUAGAGGAUCCGGCGGCCAGAAGACGCCCUCGAACGUCCUGAAGGAGGCGGUGAAAGAGGCAUCCAGUGCGCAGAAGGUGACGACGAAGACGACGACGAUGAAGCCUCCCGUCGUCUCCGUGACCAAGAAGCCGUCCCUGCUCUCUUUCCUGCAGAAGCCCCAGGUCACGGCCGCCCCUCAGAAACUGUCUCAACCCGUGACCAACUCUCCCAUCUUCUACAUCCGCCUGCCUCCGAAUCCCUACGUGUUCGUCCCUGGCCUCGGCUACGUCUCCCCGAACAGCAACUCCUACAACUUCAUUCGUCCAGAUAUCGAUUUCGUCAACAACGGCAAACCAUCGAGCAUCUACCAUUUCAAACCUUCUUCGACCAGUACGACUACUACUCCUACUACUACCACUACGACUACUACGACUACUACUACUCCAGCACCCACGACGACUACCGCGAAGCCCGUACGACCUCUGCCUACCAAGAAACCGAGUCCAAUUACGUGGUUGUCUGGUCCCUGGUUCUUCAACGGUCGUCCCUCGAACAUGUUUAUCUUCAACUCCCCCCAUAACCCCGGUCACUUCGACAAGCUACACCAGACCUACAGCAAGCCGGGUGUCUACACGAAAUAGGUAGAUCCGACAGGUUAGAUUAAAAGGUAGAUGGAUAAUAAAGGGGAAAAAAUGUAGGUAGAUUUGUAAUACCUGCAGAUGUUACGAUGUGAAAAGGACCUGUGGCAUUUCUUCCUCCGGUGAGAUUCUGUUCCUCUCAUGGAAUUUCUUAAUAUUUUUUUUUGCAUAUAUACUCAAAGUGCGUUUAGUAUUUUAUUUAAGGGGUAGCUUAGGUAUACAGUCAGUUAAAUGGGGCAAAUUGCUUUAUUUCGUUAAUUUAUUUUUUUGAACAUUUCCUGUUCAAAAUUCUGGGAUUAAUUUAGGUAUGUGCAGUUAUGCCACGGAAAAAGUGUUAGCAACAGACGAUUUUGUGAUCUAAAUUGUCGUUAUAUAUAUUAUAUAUACAUUAAAUACAUUACAUACACACAUUAAAUACUAUAUACACAUAUAUAGUAUACAACACACCCACACACAACAGUCAUGAGCUAUGUUAUACAGAAUGCGAUACAAAAAAUAUAUGUCACGGCGCUAUUCAAUAACAGCCUGUAAUAACACUUAACCACAAAUCGUGUUGGCUACACUUGAGCUGCGGUGAUUUUGGCCAAACAGAAUAAUUGGCCGAGAAAAGUGAUUUCUAAGUCAGGAUUCAGAAGUGAUGACGUGAGUGUGCCAUGAUGCCUGUGACGUCACCAUCGUCCGAAUGUUUGGCAUGUGACGUCGCAGCAUCGCCGGGGGUCCUGGUGGAAGCAAAGCGUCCGAACACAGUGAUGAAACGCACACGCGAUUAAAACGAAAUCAAUAAUAAUAAUAAUAAUAAAAAUGUUGACAUUUUUUGGCGUCUUUUUUUAAGUGUUCUGAUUUGAAUAGGUAAAGUAAUAUGUACUGAUGCAAGGAGCUGUGUCGACAUCACUCGUUUUCGGAUCAGUUUUAUUAUAGAAAAAAAUAUAUAUCAUUACUGUCUAACGUCCUAUAUUGUCAUUCGCAAUGUGUGGCAGGUUUGGAUAAGGAACAAAACAGUUUUAUUCACUUCCAAUUAUUGUUCGUUUGCUUUUAUUUCCAUGUUUUUUUAUUUUCUAUAUGUUCAAAAACUACUGUCCAUUUCCUUGAGAUACAGUAUAAAUCUCUCCUUAAAAGUCAUCCAGCAUAAUGGAAGAUUAUUAAAGGCAUAAAAAGAUAAUGAUAGGCAAACAGGACAUUUUUUUUCAGUUGAUUUAUAUUAAUGCAAUCAUUUUGUUAUUGUUGUUACUGUCUUUUUUAAUUGAUGCAAUUUCUUAUAUAUUUUUACAAUAUGUUAGAUUAAGCAUCCUUACUUACCUGCCACAGCGACAGAUGAGAAUAUUAAUAUUUAUGAAAUAUGUGUCAGUAGUCUAUAGCCAUUUGUGUAUAUAUGUUGUGUUUUAUUGUUAUAUGUAGUCCCUUAGCGCUUCGGAUAAGUGAAAAAAAAUAUUUUGUUACAUAUUUAAAUGAUAUAUGUACUUUCUGCGGGAUCAGAUUUUGUUAUAGUGUUUUGCAAUAAAUAAAA
This is a messenger RNA of Penaeus indicus, 2935 nucleotides long. RefSeq names its product serine proteinase stubble-like. The record is from RefSeq and is a predicted model, not a curated record. Bases 685 to 1434 code for a protein of 249 amino acids. The transcript is spliced from 3 exons. NCBI's taxonomy places the organism in Eukaryota, Metazoa, Arthropoda, Malacostraca, Decapoda, Penaeidae.